Molecule: messenger RNA, 3171 nt
Organism: Fusarium graminearum PH-1
Lineage: Eukaryota; Fungi; Ascomycota; Sordariomycetes; Hypocreales; Nectriaceae
Exons: 8
Coding region: 1-3171 (1056 amino acids)
Biological process (GO): protein import into nucleus
Cellular component (GO): nuclear envelope; cytosol
Molecular function (GO): small GTPase binding
Source: RefSeq, a predicted model, not a curated record
AUGGCUGCCUCACAUGCUCCUUGCCGCAUUCUAUCUCCUCUGCGCACUCAUCAGCUGCCCAUUGAAGAACAGCCCGGUUUCCUCGAAUGUCUACUCGAUAUCCUACAAGCUGAACAAGAGGCUAGUGUCCGUCUGUCGACUGUUAUCUACGUAAAGAACCGUGUCAACCGUUCAUGGUAUAACAACGAGGGUUACUCUACCGAGCCCCCCUCGAACCCAAUCCCCGAAGAUGAAAAGGCUCGUGUGCGAGACCGCCUUCUGCCGAUUCUCGCUGCUUCCGAAGGCCUCGUCCGCCAGCAGCUCAUUCCCGUCCUCCAGCGAAUCCUCCAAUAUGACUUUCCCGCUCGUUGGCCAAGAUUUAUGGACUUCACCCUGGAGCUUCUUAACACGAAUAACCCUGGCUCCGUCCUUGCUGGUCUGCAGUGCCUGCUCGCUAUUUGCCGCGCCUUCCGUUACAAGUCGACCGAUAGCGACGACCGACAACACUUUGACCAGAUUGUGGAGGCAAGCUUUCCUCGCCUUCUAGCCAUCUGCAACGAGCUGGUGAACCAGGAGAGCGAUGAGGCUGGCGAGAUGCUGCAUCUUGCUUUGAAGGCCUAUAAACAUGCGACAUGGUUGGAACUCUCCCCCACGUUGCGACAGCGCGAUGUCAACAUCGCUUGGUGCACUGUUUUCCUACACACCGUCUCCAAGGCUUGUCCCGCCAGUGCCAUGCAGGGCGACCAACACGAGCGCGAGAAGCACCAUUGGUGGAAGGCCAAGAAAUGGGCCUUCUUCAACCUGAACCGUCUCUUCAUCCGACAUGGCAACCCUGCCAGCCCAGGCAAGGGCGAGGAAGCGCUUGCUUUCGCUAAAGACUUCACCGCGAACAUUGCUCCCGAAAUCCUCAAGCACUAUCUCCAGGAGAUCGAGAAAUGGGUCGCCAAAACCUCUUGGCUCAGCCGGCCUUGUCUUUCUUAUACUCUUGUCUUCCUCGACGAGUCAGUCCGACCCAAGGAGAUGUGGGCACACCUCAAGCCUCACCUCACCAACCUGGUUACUCAUUUCGUCUUCCCUGUCCUUUGCCUCACCGAGGAGGAUGUCGAGCAAUUCGAGGACGAGCCCGACGAGUAUCUUCACCGAAAGCUCAACUACUUUGAAGAAGCCUCUGCUCCCGACGUUGCUGCCACGAAUUUCCUUGUCAACCUCACCAAGAACCGCCGCAAGGAGACUUUCGAGAUUCUCAAGUUUGUCAACGCCGUUGUCAACGAAUACGAACAGGUUGAAGAUGACAAGAAGAACCACAUUGCCAAGGAGGGUGCGCUGCGCAUGAUCGCCACUUUGGCCCCCGUCAUUUUGGGCAAAAAGAGUCCCAUUGCGGACCAAGUUGAAUACUUCCUUGUCCGUUAUGUUUUCCCUGACUUCACCAGCACUCAGGGUUAUCUCCGUGCUCGUGCUUGUGACACCAUCGAGAAGUUUGAGCAGCUCAACUUCCAAGACCAGAACAACCUUCUUACCAUUUAUCGACACAUUCUGGACUGUAUGGCCGACGAAGCCCUCCCUGUCCGUGUCACCGCCGCGCUCGCUCUCCAGCCUCUAAUCCGACACGAUAUCAUCCGAACGAGCAUGCAGCAGAACAUCCCUACGAUUAUGCAGCAGCUUCUCAAGCUCGCUAACGAGGCCGAUAUCGACGCGCUUGCGAACGUCAUGGAGGACUUCGUUGAGGUUUUUGCCACCGAACUCACUCCCUUCGCUGUGGCUCUUAGCGAGCAGCUCCGAGACACUUAUAUGAGGAUCGUUCGCGAGCUUCUCGAGAAGGAGAGCAAGGUUGGAGACGAUGGCGAACUUUAUAACGAAUAUGACGACAAGAGCAUCACUGCCCUCGGUGUUUUACAAACUAUCGGCACUCUUAUUCUCACUCUUGAGAGCACCCCUGAUGUCCUGCUCCAUAUCGAGGCUGUUCUUAUGCCCGUUAUCAAGGUUACCUUGGAGAACAAGCUCUACGAUCUUUAUAAUGAAGUGUUUGAGAUUAUUGACAGCUGCACGUUUGCCGCCAAGUCCAUCUCUCCUACUAUGUGGCAGGCCUUUGAGUUGAUUCACACUACUUUCAAGGCGGGCGCUGAGUAUUACCUCGAGGACAUGCUGCCAGCUCUGGACAACUUUGUCCAGUUCGGUGCUCCUCAGCUAGCUCAGAAGCCUGAGUACACUCAAGCUCUUUUCUCCAUGGUCGCUGACAUGUUCACCGACAGUAUUCAGGGAGGAGUCGAGAGAAUAUGCGCUUGUAAGUUGGCUGAGGCCAUGAUGCUUAGCUUGAAGGGGCAAAUCGACAGCUGCGUUGAGGGAUUCAUCAACAUUGCCAUGACCAUUCUGGCCAACCAGGAUGUCAAGGUCAAGAGCUAUCGUAUUCACUUGAUGGAGAUGGUGAUCAACUCCAUCCACUACAACCCUCUUCUUACUCUUCAAGUUCUUGAGAACAAGGGCUGGACAAACCGCUUCUUCAGCCUCUGGUUCGGCAGCAUGACGGCAUUUACUCGUGUUCAUGACAAGAAACUGUGUAUUGUUGCUAUCUCAGCUCUGCUCAGCCUGAACCCCGAGCACGUACCACAGAGUGUUUCUGUUGGCUGGCCUCGAUUACUGCAGGGCAUCACUGAACUGUUCCGCUCUCUCCCUGCUGCUCAGAAGAACCGCGACGAAGCUCUCCGCGAUGAUUUCCACCUCGAGUCUACCUACGAUUACGGUGAGGAAGAUGAGUGGGAUGAUGACGAGGCCAACUGGAAUGUCGAAGAGGAGGAAGAGACUGGCGAGACAGCCGAGUCCAAGGACGAGAGCACUGCUUACCUGAACUUCCUCAACGAAGAGGCCCAGAAGUUCAGCCGAGCGAUCGAUGAUGUUGAGGAAGACGACCUCGGUGAGGAUUCUGUCCUGCUUGAGUCGCCGCUUGACAAGAUUGAGCCCUACCAGCUGUUCCGUAAUACCUUGAUGAAAAUGCAAGCAGAGCAGCCCCAAUUUUACGGAAGCUUGGCUGGACACCUUACAGCCGAUGACCAGAACGUUAUUCAGAACGUGAUGGUCAAGGCUGAUGAGAUUGCCACACAGCAGGCUCAACAGGCCCAGCAGGCCCAGCUCCUCGCUCAGCAGCAGGCUGCCGCUAUGGCCGCUAGCCUGGGUGCACAGAACGGAGGUGCCAGCUAA